AUGGAAGCAGUGUGGGAGUUUUUUCCAAGCAAAAAAGCUUUUGAAAGUGUACCAUAUGUUACGAAAAAUCAAGUAGAGAAAGUUGCCGAGUUUUUAAAAACUCGUUCAAGAGCUGAAAUCCUGACGAUCAGCACUUUAGGCUUGACUGGUGUGAUUGGCUACUGCUGGCUUCAGAACAAAUGGAAGUAUUGGCAGCGCAAAGGUGUUUCUGGGCCGAAACCGUCUUUGGCCGACUUGGGAAACACUAUCUCAACUUUCAACGAUCUUGGUGUAGGGCUCUUUGAGAAGUACGCAGACCAAGACGUGAUCGGCAUUUACUUCUUUUUCACUCAACCCUGUCUGAUAGUCAAAGACCCAGCUAUUUGGAAAGAAGUGGCGAUCAAGGGCUUCCACAACUUUACAACGAGGGGCCGAAGCGAAGCGAAUUUCGCGUUCGGAAAAAUGGCUCCUGACUUCGUCACUCUGGCAGAGGGGCAAAAAUGGAAAAGGAUCAGAAAUACGAUCGUUCCAUUCUUUUCUGGAGCGAGGCUGAAGGAGACGUGCUUGGUGCUUCAAGAUACGUACGAACAUUACGAGAACACGGCCGUUCCCAAAUCGGCGGAAACUGAAGUUGACGCAAAAGCAUUCGCGGCUGGACUCACUCUUCGCGCCAUUCUUGGCUCUGGUUUAGGCCUUAGUGCAAAAGAAAACGAAGAACUUGUGGAAGAAGUUUAUCGCCACGCAAACAUCCUUUCUCAAACAAGUUUUUGGGGAUUCAUCAAGACUUCGACUGUCCCACGAUGGAUUAGAUACAAGUUAAACAUGACAAACUAUCCUUCUUCGACGGAUGAUUUCUUCAGGGAGGUCAUUGCCCAGAUCAUGGAGCAGAAGUCGAGCGGCCGGACGAAUCUAGUGUCGCUGAUGGCUAAUAACAUCAUUGAAAAAUCACAGGAGUACACUGCGACAAAAGGGUUGACAAAGGACGAAAUCAUCGCUCAAACUUUGAUCUUCAAACUCGCCGGCCAAGAUACAACCGCGACUGCCUUAUCCUUCCUUCUCUUUGCCCUGGCGAAAACCCCUAGCGUUCAGGAGGAAAUCUACAACCAAGUAAAAAGCGCAGAUCUGAGCUACGAGGGGCUGAAAAAGAUCAAAUUCAUCGACGCAUGCAUCAAAGAAGCGAUGCGCUUUUUCAAGUUUAUCGUUCUCCUUCGCGAGGCGGAUCAGGACUGCGAAGUUGCAGGCGUAAAGAUCGAAAAAGGCACGCUUGUCUUGUUUCUGCCGAAUCUUGUUCACAGAAGCGCCGAAUUUUACCAAGAUCCGGAUGUUUUCAACCCUCAUCGAUUCGACGGAAAUGAAUCAAACACUCUUCAAGACGACUACUGGUUUGGUUUCGGAAUCGGGCCCAGAUCUUGCCCGGCAGUUCGGUGGGCCUUUGUAUCUAUUAAAAUCUUCGUUGCGAAUAUUCUCAAAACCUACGAGCUCCUUCCUGGAGAAAACACGCCCGAACUGAAUGAGGUGAAAGUAAGACUUGCUGGUCCGAAAAUUGAAACGACUGUUCCGAUGAAAAUUCGAUUCAGAAAACGAGCUUGA
Messenger RNA from Oikopleura dioica, 1569 nucleotides. NCBI's taxonomy places the organism in Eukaryota, Metazoa, Chordata, Appendicularia, Copelata, Oikopleuridae. The record is from the annotation of a GenBank genome assembly.